AUGAUAAUCUCCCUUUUUUCAAGAGACCCGAUAAUUGUGUGGCCGAAAUUUGGCCAGCCGCCAAAUACAGGAGUCCUGAUCAAUGGACACUACGCGUUUGGUGAUAUCUAUCAACUAGACAGAAAUUUAGAGCCUCCACUGGCGGAUGUGUACGGAAAGAGUGUGGAUCUGAGACCCCCAACAAGAAUUGGAUACCUGCAGGAAAAUAAAGUUUUGACAGAGAGGAAUGCCAUACCUGUCGCUCUUUCUCCGAAACAGAAUGUGGCAGUAAAAAAGCAAUACCACAUGACACGCAAGGAGAUAGGAUCGCUAAUUGGGAAGAAAGGAAAGGAUAUCGAGCGAAUCCGAGAACAGACAACAGCGAAGAUCAAAAUACACGACACGGCAGACACAGAAAACGUGGCUUUGGUUCCGGGCAUGAACCAAAUGCAACUGCUGGAAAUUAUCGGGCUCAAGGAAGAAGUGAAGGAAGCCGAGCAGCUGAUCCAAAAGAAAAUCAGCCAGUGGCGUGCUACCAAAAGUUGA
Ogataea parapolymorpha DL-1 is the source of this 525-nucleotide messenger RNA. RefSeq lists its product as uncharacterized. The transcript has 2 exons. Bases 1 to 525 code for a protein of 174 amino acids. The record is from RefSeq and is a predicted model, not a curated record. Lineage: Eukaryota; Fungi; Ascomycota; Pichiomycetes; Pichiales; Pichiaceae. Gene Ontology annotation, molecular function: RNA binding.